Molecule: messenger RNA, 3840 nt
Organism: Rhizoctonia solani
Lineage: Eukaryota; Fungi; Basidiomycota; Agaricomycetes; Cantharellales; Ceratobasidiaceae
Product: kinase domain protein
Exons: 8
Coding region: 1-3840 (1279 amino acids)
Biological process (GO): protein phosphorylation
Molecular function (GO): protein kinase activity; ATP binding
Source: RefSeq, a predicted model, not a curated record
AUGUCUGUAACAACGACUCUUGAACCGCCACCUGGCGUGUCUUAUGCCGACUUUGUGCGGGGCUGGAACGAUGAACAGGUUGCACUUUGGCUCGCUAGCCUGGGGUGUGAGCACCAGAUAUCGACAUUUAACGAAAACGAUAUUCGUGGAAACUGUUCCAAGGGUGCUGGCCCUACUCCGCGUGUUCUUCUUAAUGGUGGAUCUACAUCUCGGGCAACAUCCCAGUACGAUAUCACAAAUACAAACGGUGUUCAGAGGAGUACUUCGUUCCGACAUAGUGCUAAUGGCUCUGACAGUAGUCGUGACGAUAGCAUUACAGCUGCUCGUAGGUCCAGCGGUGGUAGGAGACUAGAUGGCGGGCGUCCUCCUCCACUGAACAUUACUCAAUCGACUACUCGAGACCUCCCACAGCUGAGCGCAAAUAUCGCCACCUCACCCGGUCCCUCCAUCGGCGCUACCACCCCUCGUCCCAUUACUCAACCCCAAUCUCAACUGCAGAGCUCGCAAGGUCCUGGAGCUCGGGACUCAGGUCGCACACUGGUCGAUAGUCCUUCAUCGACUCCCAUAUCAACCAUAUCCCUCCCUAGAUAUACGCCACCCACUCGUAAUUAUGGCGCUUCUCUUCCAAUUGGACAGGAGCGGCGUACACCUACUCAAGCUGAUGGUUUCACCCCGUCUUCACAAACGUUCCCGCCCCCGCCUUACACGAAUGAUCCUUUACCCCCUGCUCCAGGAUCGUCUGGCCAGAGCUCGUCCAACGGCUCUCCUCCGAGCGCGACCAAUUUCGCUCAGUGGCAAGGCGAAUAUGGUCUACCACGUGCUCCAAAGACCACCAACCUCGGAGCAAGCGCCCAUGAAACACCUAGUGAAGCUGUCGCCCGUCGAGCGGGCUCGCCGCUCCCUCCAGUGCCCGUGAGAUCAGCAACCUCCAAAAUACCAAUUCAAACUGUAGACCGAGCUCAGACUGGACACGCUAAAAGCGGCUCCGUAGGUCUCAUCGGUCAAGAGAGAGGAGGAUCCAGUAAAAAUACCGCUGGGCCGUCUACACCUGGGAGACCAUCUACCUCUGGAAGUAUAUCACAGCCUUCGUUACAUCCAUAUGUGACGGCUGCGGCUAUACCCACGAGCAGCGGCGCACCUGCCGUCCCCUUCCCAACUAUCCCUAACAAUAACCUUCGAGUAGACGCAGGCGUUCGUGGUCGGGAUCUUUCACCUAUUUCCGAAUCGCACUCUAUUAUCGAGACCACUCCAACAGGUCCUUCAUUUGCAUCUGGGUCUGGGCCGAAUACUGGAAAUUCCAACGCUGGGUUUGCUGGCAAGCGUAGUCCGUUCCCUAUCAAGCAUACUCAAUCUGCCAAUGACUUGAUGCGGGCACUGAUCAAGAUUCACUUGGAUGAUAGCGGUCAACCUACAACUGCUGUCAACUCAUCUGUAGUGAACAUCGGCUCUUGCCAUAGCGGUGUAGAGAUUAUCGAACGCGCGCUCAAGAAGUUCAACAAACAAAACUCCGGGAAGACCAGUCUUGACGAAGAUAGAACGAGCGAGACCGAACAGGGCGGGCUGUUGGUUGACGGAUGGGGACUGUUCCCUGGUGGACCCCAGAACGAACUUUCGAGUGGUCCUCUGUCUGAGUCAGAAAUUUUAUCAAUAUGCCACGCAGACCCGAAGAACACUACACGCGAACAGGGAAUGACACUUAGAAACGUCCGACAGAGGCAGCAGCAAAAAUUGGCAAAUUUCUUCGGCGCGACACCACCUGGAGCUGGUGUACAGAUGUCACCUACCUCGCCUACAUACACGAUUGGGCCCAGAAUCUAUACGACCCAGGAUGAAGAGGGCCUACAGAAUACCCCGUCCUCGCUCAAGUUCCCAACCACUGGCACCCCCGUUACCAGCAACAGAAGGAUGGAUCGUGCGAGUACCAUUAGUAUCAUGUCGGGCUUGGGUGUGGAUCCCCCUCCCAGCCCUGGCGGUACCCCAGCCGCACGUAGCCCUUCAAAUAAUUCUUUCCUUUCGGGAGGUCAGAAGAAAUUGCGCAACUUUUUCGGCCAACUUCUUCCGUCGACAUCCAAGAAGGUCCUGCAACGAACGGCUCGUAAUAGCAUGCUUCGUGCUGGCUCUAAACGCGAUAGCCACCUUUCGGUUAUGAUUGGCCCAGGUGCGAAUGUCCGUAUGUCGAUUCAGGGGCCUCCAAAAUCGCGAUUCAGCACCAGCUCCCGGAGUUCAUACAACCACAGGAAAUCCUCUCCCCCACCGCGCUCUUCAAUGAGUUCCGUGCCAUCGAUCAACGACAACGCAUCGACAAUGGCGAUCAAAGAAGACAAGGACAAUGUACCUCCGCGGAUGUCGACGUCUACAGACGAUGGGCAAUCUAUUGACAUGAGUACGGACGAUGGGGCAACUACAGACGAUACGGAAUCAACAAAGAAGUCGCUGGACCAUACACUGCCUCCCCUAUCCAUCAUGGGCGAUUCCCUCGCAGACUCGUUAAAUACCGGACUAAGUGUCACAUGGCUGGCACGCGAGUCAAAUGCCGCUAAGCGCAUGAGCCUGAUGUCUACUCGUGGACGCGACAAAUCGGAUACUGCCAGUCUCCUGACGGUUGAUGAGAUUACUGCCGAGGUUGAGAGCCGCCGCCAGAGCCGAUAUAGCAUGUAUGAGGACGACGAAGAAGACGAAGACGGCAAUGUAGUCGUGCGGCGGCCGAGUAAGCGCGUGAGCAUGGUGUCAUCGAUGCAAGGAGAUGGUGACGAGGACGAGGGCGAGGAUGAGGAAGAAGAAGAUUACGAUGAGGAAGAUGAGGAUUACGACGAAGAAGAUGAAGAUGAAGAUGAAGAUGAAGACGAAGACGAAGACGAAGACGAAGAAGACGAGGAUGAAGGAGAAGAAGAAGAAGGAGGCGCCGAGCAUACCACUGAUACAGGCAGGACAAUGAUGUCUUCAGGAGGCAAGCGUUCAAUCAAAUGGAUCAAGGGGGCUUUGAUUGGAUCAGGCUCUUUCGGUAGCGUGUACCUUGGAAUGGAUGCCGUGCAAGGCCUACUUAUGGCCGUCAAGCAAGUUGAACUUCCGACUGGGUCAUCGCAAAACGAGGAGCGUAAGAAGAGCAUGCUUACAGCACUGGAGCGCGAGAUCGAGCUACUGAAGCAACUUCAACACGAGAACAUCGUACAAUAUCUUGAUUCUUCGAUCGACACUCACCAUCUGAAUAUUUUCCUUGAAUAUGUGCCCGGAGGAUCCGUUGCUACCUUGCUGAGGAAUUACGGCGCAUUUGAAGAGCCGUUGGCGCGAAACUGGGUUCGGCAGAUUCUACAGGGCCUUAAUUACCUCCACGAACGAGAGAUCAUCCACCGAGAUAUCAAGGGUGGUAACAUUUUGGUUGACAACAAGGGCGGUAUCAAGAUUUCGGACUUUGGUAUUUCGAAGAAAGUCGAAGAUAAUUUAUUGGGCGGUUCGCGUAUACAUCGCCCAUCCUUGCAGGGCUCCGUAUUUUGGAUGGCCCCCGAAGUCGUUAAACAAACUUCGUACACCUACAAGGCAGACAUCUGGAGCGUGGGAUGCCUUGUUGUCGAGAUGUUGACCGGGCAGCAUCCAUGGGCUCAACUGAGUCAGAUGCAAGCCAUCUUCAAGAUCGGUUCGCUAGCUAGACCAACAAUACCGCCCGAUAUCUCGCCCGAAGCUGAAGACUUUUUGAACAAAACCUUUGAGCUUGACUACACUAUUCGUCCGACGGCUGCCGAGCUCUUGAACCACCCUUGGGUCCGAAUUGAAGCCGCGGAAACUGGCGCGAGCGCACAACAACCAGACGAGCCUUCUCCUGCCAUCAUGAUUACCCCUUCAUAA